AUGCAGACUCUCCAAUCAUUCUGCUACCACGUCAGCUCUAAGACUACAGACAUCUUAGUGGCUGACCUAGGAAAGCUGAGAGUAAAUAACUGCUUCAUUUACGACAGAGAACCAGGGACCUUGAGCUUUGACCAGGACGACAGUGAUUUGAUGAGUACCCGGUCACGUGAAUCAAUGUCUUCUUUGGCUUUGUCAGAAACCAAUGACUAUUCCAUAGACAGUUCCUCUGCUGCCACUGGGAUGACUCAGAGUCUGUUCAACAAUUACAACCCACCAAUGGGGGCUGUGGCAAAUCCCAUGCUUCAGAGUAUUUAUGGAGGCUUGGACCAAGACCAGAGGUCCUCAGUUAGUGAAGUCCGUGAUGAGUGUGAUAUUUAUGACCCAACAGAAACAGGCACAGGGAGUGCACCAAGGUCACCUAAGUCACCAGAGGGCAGCAGCGUGGAUCCAGAAUUCUUCCCUGAUUCAAGCUCUUGCUUUUCCAGUUCAAAUAACCUAACCUCCCAACACAGGUUGCAUAUAAAUGACAGCAUGAAGGAAGGGAAAAUUAAGAGGACCCCAUCCACCAGUUCCAUGAAUCGUCCUAAGAUACCAAAGUCUGAAGGUGACCAUAUUUUGUUUACUGGACAUCAUGAAUAUUCAUCUGAAGGACAUAAACUUGUACUCUGCAGAGCAAGUGAACAAACAUGAUUACAAUGGGUCUGGUCAGGAUCUGGAGUUCAAGUCCUUUCUGGUGCAAAAACAGGGUGGGGACCCCUUGAAGGAGAAGAUUCAGCUGACCCUGGUGGUGUAGAGGAAUCUUGAGGGGGACAUCAGUCACUCUGCUCCUGACUUCAGGGUCAAGGGUGUACUAUCCUCUGUUCACUGUUCCCUGGACAUUGCUCAGUACAAACUGGUCAGAGGGAUCCUGGACCAUAACCUGGGAGAAAAACUCCCUGAGUUCAGACAUCCUCUGAUGUCCCACCUCAUGGA
Messenger RNA from Saccostrea echinata, 972 nucleotides. RefSeq lists its product as uncharacterized. Lineage: Eukaryota; Metazoa; Mollusca; Bivalvia; Ostreida; Ostreidae. The transcript is spliced from 2 exons. Bases 1 to 690 code for a protein of 229 amino acids. The record is from RefSeq and is a predicted model, not a curated record.